Messenger RNA from Salvia hispanica, 1135 nucleotides. Lineage: Eukaryota; Viridiplantae; Streptophyta; Magnoliopsida; Lamiales; Lamiaceae. The record is from RefSeq and is a predicted model, not a curated record.
ACUUAGAUUUACUUAUAAAAAAGGCGCAGAGGGGUAAAAAUGUAAUUUCCUCAUUUAAUUUCUGAAUUCUACUCCAAACGCGCGAAUCACGCUUUCAUUCUUUUUGAACUCAAUUCUCUCCUUCAUCUUCAUCUUCACAAUUAAGAUCGAUUCUCUCAUCUUCAUCUUCCAUAUUUCUCGCCUAUUUUAUUUCAACAUCUCCAGAUUUUCUUCGAUUUGUUUCAUUAUUCCGUAUUCUCCAGAUUUUGUUUCCAUAAUUGUGAUCGGGAAGAUGUUUUCAAUUUUGCGUUCUUAUUUUCAUUGAUUACCUCUUCAAUUGCUGUGAAAAUUUGCUUCGAUGGAAUCUGUAGCAAAUAACGAAGGUAUGUACAUUCCUGUUUGUGAUGAUGCUUUGAAGCCAAUGAUUGGUAUGAAAUUCAAUACAUUAGUAGAAGCAGUUGGUUUCUAUGAACAUUAUGCUCGUUCAGUUGGUUUUGGCAUUCGUAAAAUGGGUAACAAAUCAGUUCAAGGUAUUACUAAGUGGCAGUAUUUGGCUUGCAGCAGACAAGGCUCUAAGAAUUUUAUACCUGGUCAUGCAUCCCAAUCAACUGAAGUGUCUUUUAAAAAGCGUAGGUGUCGGUCAUUUAGGUGUGAAUGUCUUGCUAAGCUCAAUUUGAGAUAUUAUUCAGAUGGCAAGAGCAGAGGAUAUGAGGUUUAUCAGUUUGUUGAGUAUCAUAAUCACUUAAUGGUUGCGGAUGAGCAUAGGCAUUUUAUGAUGGCCAAUCGCAAUCUGGAUCCUAUCCAUCGGAGGUUUAUGGAGGAUUGUGGCAGGUGUAAUAUUGGUCCCACUCUCACAUUCAAACUUUUGAAGGAGAUAAUGGGUGGACCUGAAAAUGUUGGAUGUGAUAUUAUUGAUAUUAGAAAUGGUUAUCGUGAUAUUAUGUCCAAUAUUGAUGGUUCAGAUGCUCAAAUGAUUUUUGAUUAUAUGCGUUCUCAAAAGGAAUCAUCUGAUGCCUUCUAUUAUGAAAUUGAGAUAGGAUCUCAUGGAAAGUUAACUAGACUCUUCUGGGCUGAUGCUAUUUCAAGACGAAAUUAUCAUAUGUUUGGAGAUGUAAUUUCAUUUGACUCAACAUACAACACUAACAGUGUGGGCUGA